UAGAGCUGAAUUAACCAUGAGCAAGUGCAUCCAGACGGAACAUGGUUGCCGUUGUUGGGCUGGAGACUGCGAGCUGAAGGGCUGGAAUUGAGUUGGUAUUAGAUAGCCAUGGCCCUCUUCGCGCUCCUCCGACGCGUCGCUCAAUUUAAUUGACACUCUAAAUUCAACCAUAACGCUGGCCUUAGAAGUCGCUCCCAAGAAAUGAAAUUCCACUCGAGGUUCGCCGUCGUGCUGGCUGUUGCUCGCAUCGCGGCAUCUCAGUAUCUGCCAGCUUGCGCAGACAGUUGUCUAGGCUUCACUGACACCUCCUCGUCGUCCUCGUCCUCGGAGUGCAACGCAUUCGACCUCAGCUGCUCAUGUACCAACAAGGCCUACCUCGACGCCGGAGUCUGCUGUCUCCACGAGAGCUGCACCGACUCGGCCCGCGAAGAGGCAGACGCCUACGCCCGGUCGCUGUGCAGCUCGGCGGGCUACGUGAUGCCCACGGGGAUACGAUGCUCCACCAUUAGCGCAGCGACCGACGCGCAGUCUACCGAGACGGCGGGCUCUGAUGGGAGCAGCACAACGGCCGGCAGCAAGGCGGACACCACAGCGGAUAACUUGGCGACAUAUACAAACAUCGCCCUGCCGAGCUCCGACGACAGCGGCAGCAGCUCCUCCUCAGACAACUAUUACUCGACGAAGAGGAGGAAGAGCCACACGUUGAAGACGGGUCUGGGCGUUGGUCUCGGCGUAGGAAUCCCUCUCAUCUCCGCCGUGCUCGGAUAUCUCGCAUUACUACGCAGGAAGAAGAGCAGACAGGCGAACAUGGCAAACACCCAAGAACCCCCCAUGGCCGCUUACACGGCUCCUCCGCCACAAGGAUACCCGCCUCCUGGGUAUCCCCCCCAGAACCAGCCGCCUUCGGGCUAUCCGCCACAGGGCUGGCAUCCCGAAGGCUUCGUGGUGUCGCCCCCUGCAACCCAAACACCCCCGAGCCAGAGCUCGACACCGCUCAAGUACGAGCCGAGCAGUAGCCCGGACGGAACCACGAUCCAGCACGAAAUGAUAGGGACCACGCCUCCGCCGAGACAGGAGCUGCAUUCCGACGCACUGCCGAAUCAUGAACUCCAUGCGAAUCCGCAGCUGCCCAACGAGCUUCACUCUACCCCUCAGCCACUGAACCCGCUCAAUGAGCUCCCUUGAGUUAAUAGAAUCUCUCAAUCGCAUAGCCGGUCAUUCAACUCCCACAUGGUGCACCUGUACUUAAAUAAUGUUUCCCUCUGAUAGUUGGCGUUUGAAAUACAAAAAGCGCUGAAAAGGCGCUGGUCUACAGAA
This is a messenger RNA of Ilyonectria robusta, 1317 nucleotides long. RefSeq lists its product as uncharacterized. NCBI's taxonomy places the organism in Eukaryota, Fungi, Ascomycota, Sordariomycetes, Hypocreales, Nectriaceae. The transcript is spliced from 2 exons. The coding region runs from base 202 to 1185 and encodes 327 amino acids. The record is from RefSeq and is a predicted model, not a curated record.